GUUUUUUAGCUGGAGGAGAGUUGGAAUGUUCAGAAACAAAUGAAGGUUCUACAGAAGAAGCAAUCCCAGAUCGUGAAAGAGAAAGUUCACUUGCAGAGUGAACAUAACAAGGCUGUCUUGGCAAGAAGCAAGCUAGAGUCUCUCUGCAGGGAACUUCAGCGUUACAACAAGACAUUAAAGGAGGAAAAUAUGCAGCAGGCAAGAGAAGAGGAAGAAAGUCGUAAAAAAGCAACAUCACAUUUCCAGUUUACUUUAAAUGAAAUUCAAACACAGCUGGAACAACAUGACAUACACAACACCAAACUUCGUCAGGAGAACAUUGAACUCGGAGAGAAGCUGAAGAGGCUUAUUGAACAAUACACACUGAGAGAGGAGCGUAUUGAUAAAGUGCUCAAACGUAAGGAACUACAACAACAGCUUGUGGAUGCCAAGCUUCAGCAAACAACACAACUCAUAAAGGAAGCUGAUGAAAAACAUCAGAGAGAGAGAGAGUUUUUAUUAAAAGAAGCAACUGAAUCGAGGUACAAAUAUGAAGAAAUGAAACAUCAAGAAGUACAAUUAAAACAGCAGCUUUCUCUUUAUAUGGAUAAGUUUGAAGAAUUCCAGACUACCAUGGCAAAAAGCAAUGAGCUGUUUACAACCUUCAGGCAGGAAAUGGAAAAGAUGACAAAGAAAAUUAAGAAACUGGAAAAAGAAAUGAUAAUAUGGCGUACCAAAUGGGAAAGUAAUAAUAAAGUACUUCUGCAAAUGGCUGAAGAGAAAACUAUUCGUGAUAAAGAGUACAAGUCCUCUCAAAUGAAACUGGGACGGUUAGAGAAGCUGUUUAGAGCUCUUCAAAUGGAAAGAAAUGAGCUCAAUGAGAAGGUGGAAGUCCUGAAAGAGCAAGUCUCUAUAAAAGAAGCAGAUGUAGAUUUAGCAACAGCUGCGAUAAAGCCCUGUACUACUGUUGCUUUUCAGAAAGAGUUGAACACUUCCUCUAAAAGAACUCCAGGAAUCUACUUGCAGGAUGAAACCAAGGCAGCAAAUAAAACAAAACACAGUUCAAAAGACCCAUCCCACAUGAUCUCUUCUGGACAUUGAUUCAGUUUAUGAGAUUACUGAAUUCAGUUAAGACUGAUUACUGUAUUGAGAGAUAUAUUUUCUAUAUAACUUUUCUGAAGCAGCGAGUAUUGAUUUUCAGAUUAAAGUUUUAUUACAUUUUCUACCACUUCUGUAUUUUCUUGGAACUUCUGAACUAUACAAUACAUGAGGCUGCCUAGCGGUUUUGCAUUGUUUAAUGUAUACAUUUCCAGAGCUGUAUUGCAUAGCUGCCUUAUUUUCCCUUUAUUGGAAUAUGUGUUCAUUAUCUUGUCCUUUUAAUGUA
Messenger RNA from Myotis davidii, 1363 nucleotides. Its product is annotated as gamma-taxilin. Gene Ontology annotation, biological process: regulation of cell cycle. The transcript has 7 exons. The record is from RefSeq and is a predicted model, not a curated record. Gene Ontology annotation, molecular function: syntaxin binding. Bases 40 to 1080 code for a protein of 346 amino acids. Lineage: Eukaryota; Metazoa; Chordata; Mammalia; Chiroptera; Vespertilionidae.